UGCUCUGCUGUCUCUGGUCUACUUCUGUGACAAACUGAAAAGUCUAGUGCAUAAAAAAGGCAUUUGCAGUGCAUUUGGAGUGAAGCGACUCCGUCAUGAAGCUGGCCGUGGUGCUGUUGGCUCUGCUCUUCUGCACGCUGCUCUUUCAGCUCGGCCUGAGCCAGAAGGAGGGUCAGCAGUCGAAGCCAGUGGCAGCUCAAAGGCCUAAAAGCAAGUCUAAGGUUGAGAAAGUGGUGGACAAGAAGACCAAGAGCGCAUCUGUUAAACCCAAAGCCAAAGCCACGCCUCGGCCUCCAGCGGCUCAGACGUACCUGACUCAGGUGCUGGAUAAGGGGAAGUUCCAGAAGGUGGGCAAAACGCUGUCCGUCACGGCAGGACUCACGCUGGAGCUGAGGUGUAAGGGCAGUCCGGUCCAGUGGGGUGUCCCACCUUACCUGCAAGAGGACGACGAUGGGCGACUCAGGACGGUCCAGCAUGAGCGAUAUGGCACCCUGAUUUUAGCAAACACAACAGGAGCCGACACCGGGGAGUUCACCUGCUACCCCAUGUACUGCGAGGACACGGAGUGCAGGAAGGAGUACGAUAAGGCCGUCAAAGUCUUCGUCUUCUUCCCUGACCCUCAGGAGCUGUUUGUUCCCUCUUCCAACUACUAUGAGGUCAUCCAGCUGCGCACUAACAGGCCCACAGUGCUGCCCUGUCAGGUCACGUCUCCGCAGGCUAAAGUCACUCUGCACCGCGAGUUCCCGCCUGUGGAGGUGAAGGUGGAUGGAGUGGAGAUUUCCUUUGAGGUCACGCGUGGCUUUACUAUCCACAGGCCCAAACAACACCACGCUGGAUCUCUGUACUGCGUGGCUAGCCUGGGCAACCUGCGCCAGAGCUCCACCAAGUACAUGCUCAUCUACGUCCACUACCCUGCUGCUCCCCCAGUCCCUGUCAUCCAGGCCUCAUCAGACUCCAUGGCUCUGGGACAGAACCUGCAGGUCACCUGUACAGUGGUGGGAGAACAGGACGUGCUGGUGGACUUCACCUGGGAGUACCCCGGUCAGACGAUUGGCCGUCCGCUCUACACUCAGGACAGCAUGCAGACGGUCCAGGUGGAUGGGCGCAGCCGCCUGCGCUCCCAGACCGUGCUGCUGGUGGACGAGUUCAGAGAGGUGGACCAAGGCACCUACACCUGCACAGCCCAAAACCUGGAGGGGUCACGAUCAGUCUCCACUACUGUUAAAGUGCUGUCAUCGCGCAGCACCAACAAACCAAAGAAACCAUGAGAAGGUGAAAUGGUCAUGGAGCGACGACUCACCUGAUGACAGACUGACCUUCAGCUUUCAGAGCUAUGGUGUUGCGGUCCCUUGAAAGGGCAUUCUGGCCUAAAACUAGCAUUUAUUAUAUUAUUCAUCAGAAUGCCUUGCACAAAUAUGAUCAAACAACCGAUGGCAGAUUUCACGCUGCGAUAAAGAAAUGCACUGAUGUAGUAGCUCACCAACACAGACGUGAUGUUCGGCCUACAGGGGAUAACGUCAGCUAUCUGGCUUCCAUUACAUCAGCCAGCUAGCAGCCAGCAAAGUGCCUGUAGUCUUUCAAAAGCUCCUCCCACCUUCAACAUACAUCAUCAGAAGUGGGUUUGCAUGGAAAUUCUCACUCUUAGGACGAGUGGGUGGAGAAAGCAUGUUUACAGAAGGUGCAGCGAUCGCUAAAGCUUGCAUUAUAGCCAGAGCGCCCCUUUAAAUUGGCAAUGACAAAAGGUCAAAUUUACCUUUUAUUUAUUUCUCUUUUUAUUCCCUCUACCUUGAAUGUAGUGAAUAAGCCAAGACACAUUUGUUAUCUGAAGCUUGUUUCUUUAAUUUGGAACGAAUAUGCAAAUUAGCAUUGUACCAACUGCAUCUACCACUUACAGUCACGCUCCUCAUUAAGCUGUUACAGAUGACUGUUAUCUACAGACAAACAGACGGAGAUAUAAACAAAUGUACGCUUCUAGAUGGGGGUUACAACUGUCUUUUAACUGUACAACAUCAUUUUUGUCGUAUUUAUAAAUAACAGCAGGCCAUACAGUGUCAGAAACCACAUGGGCAAGUCUACACAACUCAACACUGUCUGAGACAAGAUUUAGGCAUCCGGUUCGGUCGUCAUGAGUUUCUCAUCUACAUUAGCUUCAUAGCUCCACCUCAGAACUUCAGACACCAAACACGUCCUUCCUUAUCAACUGUAUUUGGCGUGAAGGGGAGAACAGUGUAUAUGGGAGGCAAAUCCAGCCAAAGAGGAAAUGAAAAUAAAAAGAAUAAAAUGUGAACGCAAACCUUUUUUUGCCAUUUCUUUUUCCAAACAUCUGCGCAAAUAUCCUGCCAAAAGUGAAAAUGAAAUGAAAUGCCUUCAAUUUCAUUUCUCACAUGAGCGCGAGCCGUUUGUGACAAGAAUAAAAAGAAACUGAAAACGCCGAUUUGUCAUUUCAUUUUAGUCGUUAUUCUGUUCAUCUAAAAUGAAAACGGUAACAGACAAAAGAAAACACGAAGGUCACUUUGGCUUCACAGCGAUCGGCUGCAAAUCUGACAGAAUUAAAAUGAAAAUGCAAAAAGGAUAAAUCAACAGCAAAGCGACAGAUCAUGACUCAGCGCCACCUGCUGGAGAUUCACUUUUCAUUUUCCAGUUUUCAUUUUCUUUUUCUAGCUGACCAACAUGCAAAUAUAUGUUAAUUAGCGCUAGGCGGUUGGUUCCUCCAUGCUGAACGAACAGCGCAGAUCAGCAUAUUUACCAUGUUGGUCUAAGCUGGUUUAGGCUAGUUUAUGCUGCUCUGUUGCUGGUUUAGCUCAUCACCCAGCAUGGCCCUGCUGGUUGGCCAGCAUACCAGCAUCCAAAACACAACAUAUUGUUGCUGUCGGAGGAAAAACUUGUCUCUCCAUUUUUGUUAUUCUUCAGUGUUUUACAUCAUUUGAAAAUGCCUGUUUCCCUUU
This is a messenger RNA of Pygocentrus nattereri (red-bellied piranha), 2945 nucleotides long. RefSeq names its product platelet-derived growth factor receptor-like protein. The record is from RefSeq and is a predicted model, not a curated record. The transcript is spliced from 6 exons. NCBI's taxonomy places the organism in Eukaryota, Metazoa, Chordata, Actinopteri, Characiformes, Serrasalmidae. The coding region runs from base 96 to 1268 and encodes 390 amino acids.